Messenger RNA from Chrysoperla carnea, 2510 nucleotides. It is a transcript of the gene Snx27, whose product is annotated as sorting nexin-27. NCBI's taxonomy places the organism in Eukaryota, Metazoa, Arthropoda, Insecta, Neuroptera, Chrysopidae. Gene Ontology annotation, molecular function: phosphatidylinositol-3-phosphate binding; protein binding. The record is from RefSeq and is a predicted model, not a curated record. The coding region runs from base 50 to 1594 and encodes 514 amino acids. Gene Ontology annotation, biological process: intracellular protein transport; signal transduction. Gene Ontology annotation, cellular component: early endosome. The transcript is spliced from 7 exons.
AGUAUGUGUAUAACCAAUAAUAAUAUUGUAUGUUGAAGUUGUCAGAUGAAUGCCAAACAUGGCUGACGCAGAAUCAGAUGAAAACAAACGAAAACAAGUGAAAAAUAAUGUAAUUACAAGUGGUCCGCGUGUUGUUACAAUAAAUAAAACCGAAACAGGAUUUGGUUUUAAUGUUCGUGGUCAAGUGAGUGAAGGUGGACAAUUGCGAAGUAUCAAUGGGGAGUUAUACGCCCCCUUACAACAUGUUAGUGCUGUUCUAGAUAAUGGAGCUGCUGAACUUGCCGGAGUUCGAAAAGGCGAUCGAAUAUUAGAAGUAAAUGGAGAAAAUGUCGAAGGUGCCACCCAUAAAAGAGUCGUGGAUAUCAUUAAAUCUGGUGGAGAUGUACUAACGCUAACAGUCAUAUCAGUUACACAACAGGAAGCAGAAAGACUUGAACCAACUGAAGAACAACAAGGCUAUACAUAUUUGGAUUAUAGUGAGAAACGAUCAUUACCUAUAAGUAUUCCUGAUUACCAUUACAGCGAUCGUAAUGGCGAACGUUAUGUUGCAUUUAAUAUACAUAUGGCAGGUCGACAUUUAUGCUCAAGACGAUAUCGUGAAUUUGCAAAUUUACAUGCAAAUCUUAAAAAAGAGUUUGUUGGCUUUAAUUUUCCAAAAUUACCUGGAAAGUGGCCGUUCACGUUGAGUGAACAACAAUUAGAUGCACGCAGACGUGGUUUGGAACAGUAUUUGGAGCGUGUGUGUGCUGUACGUGUGAUUGCUGAAAGUGAUGCGGUGCAAGAUUUUUUAACGGAUCAUGAUGAACAAACUAAUUCCAUUCCUGUAGACCUAAAAGUAUUAUUACCGGAUCGUGAAAUUGUAACGGUUUCAGUGAAAAAGAGUUCUAGGGCUGAUGAUGUAUAUAAUGCAGUUAUUGAAAAAGUGGGCAUGAGCAAGGCUAUAGCAAAAUAUUUUUAUCUUUUUGAAAUUGUUGAGUAUAAUUUUGAACGUAAAUUACAACCUGGUGAAUAUCCACAUAAUUUAUACAUACAAAAUUAUAGUACGGCGACGAGUACAUGUUUAGCAAUACGAAAAUGGUUAUUUUCUAUACAAAGAGAAUUAUCGGUAUUGGCGCGUGAUCCACAAGUCACAACAUAUAUGUUUUGGCAAGCGGUUGAUGAAGUAAAUCGUGGACAUAUACGGGCUGGUGAACGUUUAUAUCAAUUAAAAGCUUUACAAGAUUCAACACGAGCAAAUGAAUACUUAAAUUUAGCACGUGAAUUACCUGGAUAUGGGGAAAUUGUAUUUCCACAUUGUGCGUGUGAUUCGAGGAAAGGUGGUCAUGUGGUAGUUUCUGUUGGAACAAAUGGAAUACGAUUACAGGCAUGCUCAGAAGAUGGUACAUUAGAGGCACAGUUAGUUGAAUUACAUUGGAAUUGUAUUAGUCAAUGGGAGGCGGAUGAUGAAGCAAUGGCAUUUUGUUUACAAUAUCAUCGACAGCAAUCUGAUAAAAAUCCUAGAUGGCUUAAGAUUUUUACACCUUAUUAUACAUUCCUUCAAGAUUGUUUUGACCGUAUUUUCGAAGAAUCGAAAUGGGUUGAUACGGGAGAGUGAUGAUCUCAUGACCAAAAUUCAUCGUCAUCGUUAUUUUCACCAACCACUAAUAGAAAUCAAAUAAGUAUAUUUUAGUUAGAAUCAAUUCUCGUCAUACGUCCUAUAACGAUAUAUAAUUCCUAAAUAAUUUUUAUUUUAGUCUAUCUAUUUCCGAUCCAUCUCUCUUUUUUAAAGUUGAUUUAAAAAAAUCUUUUAUCAGUCAUAAAAUAAAUUAUGUUCAAAAUUGAACAAAAGAAUAAAAUUCAGGAAAUUUCAAAAAAAGUUCAGAUAAAGUUUUUCCACUCUAUAUAUUAUCGUUUUAUCUCUCUUUCUCUAAUUGUGUAAGUAGUUUAUCAAUUUUAUUAUGAUUAUGAAACAUUAGCUUCAAAGUUCUUAAUAAAACAAGCGAUGGUAAUGACGUCACAUAAUGAAAGUACGUACGAGUCACGACGCUUUAAAAAUUUGUGUUUAAAAGAAAGAAAAAGAAAAAAUAUUCAAAGUCAUAUCAAAGUAUUUUGUUCAGAAUAAAAUUCAUUUUUUUAUGGUUUUGGUUUUAUGGGAAGAAACGUUCAAAUGUUUUGCAAAAGUCUCGUAAGAUUUAAUUGAAAAUUUUUCGUAUUCGGAGUAUAAAGGGUAUAAUUAAAAAAAUUUCAUGUUUGGCUAGACUUGGAUAGGUUAUCUGAUGAUGUAGUAAAUAUUCUGGCCCGCAAAAAAAACAUCGCAGUUACAAAAUUUCCAGCAGGUAUUGAUAACUGGAAGUUGUAACCCGUCAACUGGCGAUAAUAAUUCGUACUAAUUAAAACAAUUUAUUCAAAUCCAAUCAAUUUUCGCCGUGAUAUACCUGUUUAAAGUUCCAAAAAAUUUAAAACUAUUAAACGCCUGCGUAUUAGCCUGCCCUACCACUUUUCACAACGUCUUUUUCAUAACGUUUGAACGU